Fukomys damarensis (Damara mole-rat) is the source of this 3263-nucleotide messenger RNA. It is a transcript of the gene Fbxw7, whose product is annotated as F-box and WD repeat domain containing 7. Gene Ontology annotation, molecular function: ubiquitin binding. The record is from RefSeq and is a predicted model, not a curated record. Bases 603 to 2729 code for a protein of 708 amino acids. The transcript is spliced from 15 exons. Gene Ontology annotation, biological process: ubiquitin recycling; proteasome-mediated ubiquitin-dependent protein catabolic process. Gene Ontology annotation, cellular component: nucleus; cytoplasm. Lineage: Eukaryota; Metazoa; Chordata; Mammalia; Rodentia; Bathyergidae.
UCCCCUGCCCCAGCCCCCCAGGGCGGCGGGGCCGGGGGGGAUCCGGGGGGCCGGCUGCAGCCUACGUCCAGAGGAAACUUUAUAAAACCGCGAUCGGGAGUCCGCCAAAGGAGACUGUCCCGGGACAAGUGGCCCUGGAAGAGCAGAAGCCACAGCCUGAAGAGACCCAGGAAGAGGAAAGGAGGAGGUGAGCGGGGCCUCCGCCUCCUCUUCGCGGGCCGGCGCGGAAGAGACUGGGGUGGCCACCUGGUUGAUCGACUCGGGCGCUGCUGCUUCCUCGGCUGCGCGCCGGAGCCUUCCGCAGCUGCUGUCUCGGUCCGGAGGAGGAAGGGAACCAACCCACUUUCUCAGCGCCCUUCUCGAACGCAUCAAGAUACCAACUUCUCAGAAGCCUCCUUGUAUCCUGUCCCAGUCUAUAAUGGCUUCACAAGAAAGGGAAUCUCAGCCAUCAGGAAGAUUUUUCAAAGGCUCUCUAAAUAAUUGGAUUACUUCCUUAGGAUAGAUUGCCAGAAGUGGAAUUACUGGGGCAGAGGAAUGUGAAAGCCUUUGCAUCUUCCGAUAGUCUGGCCAAGGUUCAGGAAGUGGCAAGCUGGCUUUUGGAAAUGAAUCAGGAACUGCUGUCUGUGGGCAGCAAAAGGCGACGGACAGGAGGCUCUCUGAGAGGUAACCCUUCCUCAAGCCAGGUGGAUGAGGAGCAGAUGAACCGGGUGGUGGAGGAGGAGCAGCAACAGCAGCAGCUAAGACAACAGGAGGAGGAGCACUCCGCAAGGAAUGGUGAAGUUGUUGGAGCAGAACCUAGAUCUGGAGACCAGAAUGAUUCCCAGCAAGGUCAAGUGGAAGAAAACAAUAAUCGGUUUAUUGCAGUAGAUGAGGACUCCUCAGGAAACCAAGAAGAGCAAGAGGAAGAUGAAGAACACGCUGGUGAACAAGAUGAGGAGGAUGAAGAGGAGGAGGAAAUGGACCAGGAAAGUGAUGAUUUUGACCAAUCUGACGACAGUAGCAGAGAGGAUGAACAUAUACAUAGUAACAGUGUCACAAACUCCAGUAGUACUGUGGACCUGCCCAUUCACCAACUCUCCUCCCCAUUCUAUACCAAGACGACAAAAAUGAAAAGAAAGUUGGACCAUGGUUCUGAGGUCCGCUCCUUUUCUCUGGGAAAGAAACCAUGCAAGGUCUCAGAAUAUACAAGUACCACUGGGCUUGUACCAUGUUCAGCAACACCAACAACUUUUGGGGACCUAAGAGCAGCCAAUGGCCAAGGGCAACAGCGACGCCGGAUAACAUCUGUCCAGCCACCUACAGGCCUCCAGGAAUGGCUGAAAAUGUUUCAGAGCUGGAGUGGACCAGAGAAAUUGCUUGCUUUGGAUGAACUCAUUGAUAGUUGUGAACCAACGCAAGUGAAACAUAUGAUGCAAGUGAUAGAACCUCAGUUUCAGAGAGACUUCAUUUCCCUGCUCCCUAAAGAGUUGGCACUUUAUGUGCUUUCAUUUCUGGAACCCAAAGACCUGCUACAAGCAGCCCAGACAUGUCGAUACUGGAGAAUUUUGGCUGAAGACAACCUUCUCUGGAGAGAGAAAUGCAAAGAAGAGGGGAUUGAUGAACCAUUGCACAUCAAGAGAAGAAAAGUAAUAAAACCAGGUUUCAUACACAGUCCAUGGAAAAGUGCAUACAUCAGACAGCACAGAAUCGAUACAAACUGGAGGCGAGGAGAACUCAAAUCUCCUAAGGUGCUGAAAGGACAUGAUGAUCAUGUGAUCACCUGCUUACAGUUCUGUGGGAACCGGAUAGUUAGCGGUUCUGAUGACAACACUUUAAAAGUUUGGUCAGCAGUCACAGGCAAAUGUCUGAGAACAUUGGUGGGACACACAGGUGGAGUCUGGUCGUCGCAGAUGAGAGAUAACAUCAUCAUUAGUGGAUCUACAGAUCGGACUCUGAAGGUGUGGAAUGCAGAGACUGGGGAAUGUAUACACACCCUGUAUGGGCAUACUUCCACCGUGCGCUGUAUGCAUCUCCACGAGAAAAGAGUUGUCAGUGGUUCUCGAGAUGCCACUCUUAGGGUUUGGGAUAUCGAGUCAGGCCAGUGUUUACAUGUCUUGAUGGGUCAUGUAGCAGCAGUCCGCUGCGUUCAGUAUGAUGGCAGGAGGGUGGUUAGUGGAGCGUAUGAUUUCAUGGUGAAAGUCUGGGACCCGGAGACUGAGACCUGUCUACACACGCUGCAGGGGCACACUAACCGAGUCUAUUCCUUACAGUUUGAUGGCAUCCAUGUGGUGAGUGGCUCUCUUGAUACAUCAAUCCGAGUUUGGGACGUGGAGACAGGGAAUUGCAUUCACACAUUAACAGGGCACCAGUCGUUAACAAGUGGAAUGGAACUCAAAGACAAUAUUCUUGUCUCUGGGAAUGCAGAUUCUACAGUUAAAAUCUGGGAUAUCAAAACAGGACAGUGUUUACAAACAUUGCAAGGUCCCAACAAGCAUCAGAGUGCUGUGACCUGUUUACAGUUCAACAAGAACUUUGUAAUUACCAGCUCAGAUGAUGGAACUGUAAAACUAUGGGACUUAAAAACGGGUGAAUUUAUUCGAAACCUAGUCACAUUGGAAAGUGGGGGAAGUGGGGGAGUGGUGUGGCGGAUCAGAGCCUCCAACACAAAGCUGGUGUGUGCGGUCGGGAGUCGGAAUGGGACUGAAGAAACCAAGCUGCUGGUGCUGGACUUUGAUGUGGACAUGAAGUGAAGAGCAGAAAAGGUGAAUUUUGUCCAGAUGUGUAGAAGAUAUACUCCCUACCCCUUCCCCUACACAAAAAAAGAAAAGAAAAGAAAAAAAAAAAAAAGAAAAAAGAAAGAAAAGAAAAAAACAGAAAAAAGAGAAAAGAAAAUGAAAAAAAAAAUCCCUUGUACUCAGUGGUGCAGGAUGUUGGCUUGGGGCAACAGCGUGGAAAGACCUACAGACUAGGAAGGAAAGAGAGACAACAACCGAAACUGACAAGAGGGGUCCACUGUCUCAUCACCUGGAAGGCUUCACUUUUGACUGGGGGCAGCUUUGCAAAAAUGAGACAUUCUAAAUCAAACCAGGUGCAAUUACUUCUUUAUUUUCUUCUUCAGUGGUCAUUGGGCAGUGUUAACGCUGAAACAUCAUUACAGAUUCUGCUAGCCUGUUCUUUUUACCACUGUCACCUAGAAAGGAGCUGCAAUAAUGUCAAAAAAAAAUACUGGUUGACUUUCUAAUUAGAGAGCAUCUGCAACAAAAAGUCAUUUUUCUGAAGUGGAA